AUGUACAUGCGCAUUCGAGACAUGCUUCGAAACCAUACUCGCGAACUCAUGCGUGAUGCUUAUGAACGAGUAUCUCCAGUCAUGCAACCUGUGUUCUACGAUUUCCCCCAGGAUGAGAAGUGUUGGGGCGCUGAUUUUGAAGAUCAAUUCAUGUACGGUCAAAAGUACCUGGUCGCUCCCGUGCUGUGUGCCUCUCAGAGGAAGCGCUUAGUGUACUUGCCCGCUAGUGAGACAUGGAAAACUUUAGACACAGAGUAG
Aureobasidium vineae is the source of this 258-nucleotide messenger RNA. The record is from the annotation of a GenBank genome assembly. Lineage: Eukaryota; Fungi; Ascomycota; Dothideomycetes; Dothideales; Saccotheciaceae.